Pongo pygmaeus (Bornean orangutan) is the source of this 2657-nucleotide messenger RNA. RefSeq lists its product as uncharacterized. Lineage: Eukaryota; Metazoa; Chordata; Mammalia; Primates; Hominidae. The record is from RefSeq and is a predicted model, not a curated record.
AUGACCUCAUCUCCAGAUAACCUCUACAUGACAGCUGCAAAGACCCUUGCUCCAAUUCUGAGAUUUGGAGAUUCUGCUCUCACACCCCCUGACGAAUUUGGUUCUGUUCCUUUAUUCCACCCCCGCCGCCCUAGACCGAGAUCCCUGAAGCUGGCCCGGCUCUGUUCACUGCUCCCCCGACCUCCUGCUGUUUCCCACACGCAGCCACGGUACAGGGCAGCUCAUCCAACCACCUCCCCAACCGAAGCCUCCAGGGAUGUACACCCUGCCUCAGGGGCUCCGCCUGGGUCCUGGCUGGUGGAGGGCACAGCCGUCAGGGAAGGCCCUCAGCUGCAGGAUGGGGCCACGCCACGGAGACCAACCAGGCCCUCUAAGGCACUGUGGCCGGCCCAGAUGUCAGCAGCUCCAGAAAUGAGGCUGAGACAGACGGUGCCUGGUGAUGCAAGGGGACUGUGGGGGCCAUAGGGGACCCUGCUCACCUGGACCUACUGUGGAGGCCAGGGAGGGAGAUGGACUCGAAGGGUGGAAGGGCCCAGAGAAGGCACGUUUGCAGAGCAGUGGCCGCAUUUCCAGAGCUCGGGAGCCCAACAGGAAUCCCCUCUGGCCAUGGGACCACCGCCCUUGGGGCUGGGGGAUGCUGUAGGGGAAGGCAGAGGGCAGACAGGCCAGGAAAAGCGAGGUGCUGCCUGCAAGUGCCCAAGAAAGGGACCAAGCCCGGGCCCCUGGACCAGAGCGGCCGCCUGGUGGGGCAGGCAGGAAGAGGCCAAGGCCAGCGCCAAGGGCGAGCAGGUAAGGGACCCUGGUGGGCAUCUGUGGGAACUAGGCCACGCUUCUCCCUGCGCACGCUUUAAUCAAGGACAUUCCUGUGGUUCUCGACAAGUGUCGCACAUUACAUGGGUGUCGUGAGCCGGUCUCCGUGAGAGUGUGCAGGCGGCUCAGGCACCCAGGGGUGGCUGGGGGCAGCGAGGGAGUGGCGAGGCCUCAAACCCGGGCGGCGGCGCCGGGAUGUGCAGUGUGAGUUUCCCGGGCUGCAAGAAAAAGGUCCACAGACUGGGCAGCUUCACACAACAGAAACCGCCGCGCAGUUCCCGAGGCCAGAGCCCAUCGGGGUGGCUCCCUGAGGCCGUGAGCCAGGACUGUCCUGGGCCGCCCCCUCUUCCACAGGCUGAGGCCAUCCUUGGCGUCUGUUGGCCUGUGGCCACUUCACCCAACCUCUGCCCCUCAUGUCCACACGGGUCCUCCCUGUGUGCACGUUGGUGUCUGGAUCUGCCCUUUCUACUGUGGGGCAACUGUCGUCGAGGAUAGGGCCCACCACACCAACACGGCCUCAUCGUAACUAAGUAUAGUCGGCAGUGACCGUAUUUCCAAUAAGGUCCCAUUCUGAGGUCCUGGACUUCAACAUGUGAAUUUUGGGGGCCACAACUCUACCCUGGCAUGCAGAGAGAGAAGGUGGGCGUGGAGCCCUCAGUGGGAAGUCCCUUGGGAAGUCGCAGGCCCCCUUGGUGGGGCAACUGGGACGUGGGUGUGAGGGUCCUGGGUACAGGGAGCCUGCCUACCGAGGUUCUGCCAACAGCUAGUUCUAAAUUCCUCAUGGAAAAUACCCUGUGGCCCUCCUCAUCCUGGAGUGAGCGAUGGGCUGGAGGGUGUCUGAGCCAGGCUGGUGCCGGGGAGCAGAUGCGGGUGGCCCAACCCAGCCCCUUGUUCUUGUUCUCCACCUCCCAGGAAAGGGGGAGGGUGGGCGGAGCUGGCCCUCCUGGGCUCUCUCCUUGGGUCCCGGAACCACCUGGGGAGGGGAGGCUCAACCCCCGCCCUUGGCCAGCCGGCUGCAGGUCUCUCAGGGCUGGCACAGAACAGCUGGGCUUUGCCAGGUGUCCCCCAGCCUGAUGCACGGCCCGGUGGGGUGGUCUCCAGGCCUCCCAGGAUUCUCAGCUGCGCCGUCUCCCCAGUCCCCAAACCCGAGUGGUGGGCGCCAGGGGACUGGACCGUCAGUCUGUGGAGCUGGGGCUGCAGCCGGUGGUGUUUCCAACAACGGUCUUUUGGCUGCCUGGCUCCAGGUAGAGGCCUCUGGAGGCAAGGGGUAACCUACCGGGAAAGCCUCAAAGGCUCCCCCAUCCCCACCCCGCACAGACUCCACCGGCCCCCCAUGGUUCCUCCAGGCCCUCUUCAGUCAUGACAGGCAAUGCCUGGGUGCCCGGCCCGCUCAGCACACCCUGGGCCUCAGCCCCACCCAAGCCUUGGCCCAGCAUGGGAGCUACCACGGGAACACACACACGGGCUGGAGGGUGUCUGAGCCAGGCUGGUGCCAGGGAGCAGAUGCGGCAGAUCGAGGAGAAAAGCCCUGGAGCAGCGGCUUCUGGAGCUCUGCCCACGGAUGGGCUCCGAAGCACAUCCCUGCCCGGCCCAGAGCACCAGGCCAGGGGCAGGGUGUGGGAACAGCUCAAAGCCCCUUGUGAAGUCUGUCCCUCCUCCUGGAGCCUCAGCUGCCCCUCCAACACAGCCCUCUGUGGGAGCCCAGAUGGCCCCAGUGUGGCCAUCAGACAUGGGCGGGCGCUGGUGGAUUCCCCUGUGUCAGGUGACGUGGUGGCGCCCCAGCUGCAGGCUGUGCCCCAGCUGCGGCGUUAAGAAGGGCUGUGGAUCUAAAUAAAAUCCAGUCUCUC